CUGAACAUGGCUGGCCAGCUGUUUUUCUCAAACUGUACAUUGCUGAAAGAACUCUGGUCAUCUCCUGUACUGUGUCCGCAGUCUGUGGUCAUCUCCUGUACUGUGUCCGCAGUCUCUGGUCAUCCCCUGCACUGUGUCCGCAGUCUCUGGUCAUCCCCUGUACCGUGUCCGCAGUCUCUGGUCAUCCCCUGUACCGUGUCCGCAGUCUCUGGUCAUCCCCUGUACCGUGUCCGCAGUCUCUGGUCAUCCCCUGUACCGUGUCCGCAGUCUCUGGUCAUCCCCUGUACCGUGUCCGCAGUCUCUGGUCAUCCCCUGUACCGUGUCCGCAGUCUCUGGUCAUCCCCUGUACCGUGUCCGCAGUCUCUGGUCUCCCCUGUACCGUGUCCGCAGUCUCUGGUCAUCCCCUGUACCGUGUCCGCAGUCUCUGGUCAUCCCCUGUACCGUGUCCGCAGUCUCUGGUCAUCCCCUGUACCGUGUCCGCAGUCUCUGGUCAUCCCCUGUACCAUGUCCGCAGUCUCUGGUCAUCCCCUGUACCGUGUCCGCAGUCUCUGGUCAUCCCCU
This is a messenger RNA of Staurois parvus, 561 nucleotides long. Lineage: Eukaryota; Metazoa; Chordata; Amphibia; Anura; Ranidae. The record is from the annotation of a GenBank genome assembly.